Messenger RNA from Ambispora leptoticha, 284 nucleotides. The record is from the annotation of a GenBank genome assembly. NCBI's taxonomy places the organism in Eukaryota, Fungi, Glomeromycota, Glomeromycetes, Archaeosporales, Ambisporaceae.
CAAAUAUGGAACACAGCUCCUCGCAGACGUCAAUUGCUGCUGAAUUCUUGGUUGAUUGUAAAGAAGUCAUGCAAAUUGUUCACAUGACCGGCUGCAACUUGCAAAUGGUCAGAGAAUAUUUUCAAAAUGGCAGAAAUAUUCCUGAUGAUAAGAAAAAAUAUUUUUGGACAAAUGAUGAAGAUAUGAAGCUUCUGAAACCAGAAAAAACUAAUCAUGGUACAAAGUUAUUCUGGGAUAUAUCAACAGAUACUAUCUCUAUGCUCGAGAUGCUUAUCUUUGAUUAA